CCUCAUCUCGCAGAAGAAUUCAGUGCGGAUUCUGUGCCGGCCCGACGGCACUCUACCGGAGCCUCACUAUGAGGCUAGCUUAUGUAUGAUCCUUCAAGCCGACUACCUCGGGACUUUGUGCCCGCCGCUGUGACAUCGUUGAUCAUGAUCGACGACUCCCUCGACGGCGCCAAGGGGCACGCAACCCGCCACCCGCCCAACCGGCACAUUCUACUCCCCGAGGAAAUCACCUCGAGGAUCAUCAGCUACAUCGUGGGCGACGGGCUCCGGGUCUCAAACGGCGCCUGGUACGACAUUGAGCUCGCGACGAUCCGGGCUCUGCUGGCGUCGAGCGUCUCCGUCCGGCGCGAGACUCUGCGCCAGGUAUUCCGCCGGCCGCUGCGUUUCUGGCUCACCGGCGAGAAAUCGUGCGAUUGCAAGCCGCUGCUGGAGAGCAUCGGGCACAAGGAGUGUCGGUGCACGCUGCUGCUGGAGAAGAUCGUGCGGCUGCCUCUGGGCCGAUGGACGGCAAUCGUCGUGCACUUUGUCCCUCGUCCGGCGCGGGGGGCUGGUAGUGGACUUGAUCCUCUUCCAGCAGAUCAGGGCGAGCACCCACCCCUCGCUGAUGGAGGAGCAGCACAAGAAGAGGUGGCCACCCGCAGCCAGUUCCGCGCCGCCGUGCAACGCGUCAAGCACUACUCCCGCAGUCUCGCGACGACGCUCUACUUCCUGCUGAAACAGCGGGCCAACCUGUCCUGCGACGCCGCGUGUUGCGGGGUCAUCGAGAUGUCGCGCCGCCGCCACUACGGCCCGGUGUAUUGCUCGUACGACCCCAAGUUCCCGGCGCUGCCAUUCGACGUCAGCUUUGUCUUCGAGACCCCCAGUCCGCCGGGAGACGUCUACAGCAGGAACACCCCCGCUGAUGGAGAGGACCGAGCACGAAUGCCCCUGUGGACGAUGAACAUGGUGGACGGCCUGCUGAUGCCGUGGUGGCGGUUCGUGGCCAAGCACCCCUCGAUGCGCCAGAUCCAGCUGCCCGGCUCGAUCGCGGCGGCCUUCACGAUGGGCCGGGACCGUAUCGCCGCCGAGUUCCCGCACCGGCCGGGCGCGGCGGCGGCGCGGCUGCAGCGCGACUUUGCCGACUUCUGGUCCGUCAAGCCGGGCUCGAUGCCCUCGCACGACGCGGCCAGCCUGUGGCCGUGCGUCGUCAACUUCGACGGUUCCUUCGAGUGGUACCUGAACCCGGCGCCGCUGAAGACGUCGCCCACGAAGUGGACCAUUCGCGGGGUCCCCGUGCUGCGCAUCGUGGUCCCGGAAGGUGAGAUGGACGACGGUUCUGGCGGUCGCUGGGAGGGCGAGUUCCUGGCUUCUGAUGGCUGAAGGGUGGGAUAUAUCAGCAUGCUUCUAUUCUUCUCCCCAAUUCUCUUUUAUCAAUGAUAUGGCGUAUUUAGCAGUAUUAAGCCGCAUGAGAGACAUUAACGUUGAUGAGAUAACAGAGCCACGAUGGAUAUGACUGCAGGGAAGGGAAUCAAGACUACUGCCACGCAAAUGGUCGCUGAAAAGUCUGUGGCCGGAAUUAGACUGCAUGAGAGCUCACUUCAAAUUAAGGAGGGUGUUGAGAAUCAUAUCAUUCAUUCAUCCGAACCA
Cladophialophora immunda is the source of this 1626-nucleotide messenger RNA. RefSeq lists its product as uncharacterized. The transcript has a single exon. NCBI's taxonomy places the organism in Eukaryota, Fungi, Ascomycota, Eurotiomycetes, Chaetothyriales, Herpotrichiellaceae. Bases 82 to 1359 code for a protein of 425 amino acids. The record is from RefSeq and is a predicted model, not a curated record.